Molecule: messenger RNA, 2722 nt
Organism: Archocentrus centrarchus (flier cichlid)
Lineage: Eukaryota; Metazoa; Chordata; Actinopteri; Cichliformes; Cichlidae
Exons: 6
Coding region: 734-1738 (334 amino acids)
Source: RefSeq, a predicted model, not a curated record
CACGAUUGACCGCGACGUUUCCCACAGACUGUUCAGCCACAAGCACUUCUAGGAAAGCUUUAGGAGGCACACUGAUUAGGGUUAUGUGGUGCUGGUAAUGUGGAGUUGUAAGGGGUGCUCAGAAACAGUGUCAAAGUAACUAGUUGAAAUGGGGACUCCAAUGAUCCUAAAGAUUGUCUUGACUGAUGGAACAUGUCAAAGGCUCACUCUCUCCAAUGGACCGCCUGAAUCAAUUGAGGAUCUCAUUGGUGAAGUCAAAAGACAGUGUGGUCUUCAGGGCAAUAUCAGACUUCAGUUUAUGGACUCCUUGUUUGGGAAUGAGUUCCUUAACCUUACCUCAAUUUCAGAAGUGGCAGACAAAGGAACUCUCAAAGUAACUGACAUGUCAAGGCCCACUACUAUGCAGCAUGAGGAUUCUAUUGUUCUUGAUCUUGUCCAAGACUCCGAAGUCCCCAGUGCUUCCUCUGUUAACCACUCCUCCUUUCUCUCUGAUGGAUCUGUGGACACAGAUGUGUUGUCAUCAAGUGAGUCAACAAGCUCACGGUCUUCUUGGCCUGCUGUCUUUUAUGUGCCCAAGUUUCCCUACGAUGCUGAAUUAAAACUUCAGCAGGCAAGUAUGGCAUACAAUCAGAAUGGAACUGUACUUAUUCCAGAGCCGAAGUUGAAGUCAGCCAUCCUUGAUGGUUUGGUGCAGGAAAUUGUGUAGUAUAAAGUGUAUGUCAGUGACAAAGAAAUGGAUCAAGUUGCUCAGAGUCUGAUCAAGAAGCAUCCCUGUCUAACUGAGAGAUGCUCUGACACUGGAUGUGGAGGAUGGAAGACCAGCUUGAAAUAUAAACUCGCCAACUAUCGAACCCUGCUACGAAAACUGGGGUGCCCAGAGGUGACUGUAAACUCUUUAAAGAACAAACCUGUUGGAAGAUGCAGUGCAGCAUUUGGUGUCAAAAAAGCAAAGAGGGCAGAAGUGAACUUUUGCCCAACAUAUCCAUCAGAAGAAACUGAGGAAAGUCUAGAGGCGAUGCGGAAAGCUUUACUCUUGGACAUAAAGAAGAGGAACAACAGAGAGUUGGUUAAACUCAAGAUGGAGAAAACUUUUGCAUACAGAAGACAUGAAAUUGUUCGUGAUGCACCGAUGGUGGAGGCUUUCAUGGCAAGAUGGCCUGCUUUAUUUGACAUCCGUGAGAUCAACGCUGAGUUUAAGAGAAUUACCACCAUCCCACUUCAGUCAAAGUUCUUGUCUCAGCUGGAUCUCCAUUUUGGCAACCUGGUGAUGCUCUUCAAAAGAAGAGGAGGACAGCUUGGACAAAAGCUGAAACAAAUUGUGGCACAAAUGGAUGAUUGUGAAGAUGUUGAUGCUGGACGCGAGUGUGUCAUUAAGGGAGUGUGUGUCUACAUGGGAGAAAAUCCUGACCACCUCAUCCGGGAGUAUGUGGGCAUGGAUGAGGCUGCCAUCAAUGAGGCCAUUGAAGACACCACUGUUGGAACUUAUCUUCUUAAAGAGGAGGCUUCAGCAGAUGAACAGGAGAUUGGAGUUGUCCUUGAAGGCAUCAGGGUGAUGACUAAUUUGGAUAAUAUAGCAUUUGCUGUGGUGAUGCUAUUUGGACUAAUAUAUGCACUGAACCUUGCAUAUCCUGCUGACCUUCGCUACACUUUUGAGGUGUUCCAGAAGAUUUUCAUGGAACUGGAUGGAGGUAAACUCUCCAACAAGGUGCUAGCUCUCAAAAACCGCCUCUUUGAGUGAGGAGUCAAAGACUGCACUUGUGCAAUUUUUUUUUUCAUUUUCUAUUCAGUAAUGUUGUAAUCCUCAAGGUUUGUUGUUCUUUUUUUUUUCCUCUACUCCUCAUGACUCCACUGCAGGAUAAAAGUAUUUUUCCUUUUUGUAUUCCAAUGUUUCCAAGAAAUGUUUGAGGGAUUUUAGAGAGAUGUUCUGGGCCAACCUUGAAGCUGCAGUAAGUAACUUAUGAAAAAAAAAAUUACAUAUUUGUUUAAACUGUCCCUAAGUCAUUACAGUAUAACAUGAGACAGAUAAUCUGAAAAAAAAAUAAGCUCUGUCCUAUCAUGCAUUAUCUUAACACUGACAUGACAUAGUGACAGUUUUCGCAAAUAUGUAAAAAACAAAAAAAAAACAUUGUUAUAAAACUUUCAUGUCAUGUUCAAAAAGAUUCGUGUAGGUGUUCAGGUUCAGUUAUUUAACAAUGUCAUUAAAGUGUUUGCUGGUAGUUUUAAUGGCUAAAUACAAAAGAUGUAUUAGGAUAUGCAAUCCUUAGCAGCUUGCUGCUUCUUUUUUCUCUUAAUUUAAGAUGAAGUUCUUUUAAAUGGUACACAUGUUCUAUGCUUGUGACAUUCACUGACAUUCAUAGCAGAUUGUUGCUUUGUUUCUUGCUUUUAAAAUUCAGUGUAACAGGAAUUUUAGAAAUCUUAAAUAAAAAACAAGUUACGCAUCAUUAAACCUGUUUAUUCAAAAAUAUGUUGCUUUUUUGUGGUAAGGUUUAGUUUCGUUUUAUUCCUUUUAAUUUUACAAAUGUUAAACAAAAUUUAUAUGUAAGAGAUGGUGGGAUCAUUUAUAGGCACUUUUUAUUUAUUUGUAAUAUGUUUACAAAUGUUUUAAAUUGUUUUUCCAGUUGUAUUUGCAGUGAAGACUAAAAUCACCAAAAGGUGUAAAAGGUUUUGUGGCUGUAAUUUUUGGAUUGUUCAUGGCAGCUCUCUGCUUUUACUUCUGUUUAAU